Molecule: messenger RNA, 7402 nt
Organism: Vitrella brassicaformis
Lineage: Eukaryota; Vitrellaceae
Source: the annotation of a GenBank genome assembly
GUUCGUUUGUUUGUUUGCAGACCGUCGUAUACGUAUCGAUAUCGAUGCACACGUCAUUCGAUCAGUUACUCGCGUUCCUUGACACGCCGGGCGAGCAGACGGCAGCGGUCUUCAGCCACGCGCUCGGCCAUGCACUCGUCAAGGUCACAGAGCUCGCCACGUUCCAAUCGCAGGCUGACUGGGCACUACCAUCACUCAAUACGAAAGAAGGGGUUUCGCUUGUUCAAUCGAUCUCGGCACCACACCCACGCCGCAAUACGCGCACAGCCCGCCAGCGGGAGAGAUAACAUUCGAUGAGUACGUUGCGUCACACACAGGGCACCUCCGAACAUCCUCAGGCAGCUCCAGCCUCAGCGUCAGGCUGCACAGGGCCACCCUCCCACCGCAUGAGUGACACCGCCACGCCAGGGCGGACAGGAACCCGUUGCAGCGAGGGUUUGGGCACACGCCGGAGAGGAAUGACUCAGUGCCGCUCCUCUGUGAUGCGAUAACCCCUCUCAGCCACUCAAUGCGGCUCCUGACAGCAUGCAUACCCACCUCUCACCGUCAUGUCUGUGCGUGCAGCUUAUGUGUGUGUUCACCCUUCAUCUGGCGACAGGUAUCGAGCGUAUUCCUUGCCCAGGAGGAUGGCGGCGAUCUUGUCAGCAGCAGCCAUGUCACCCUGCCGGAAUGUCAUGACGACCGCCUGUUUGCCGAAGGCAGCCGCAUGGCGACUCGCCACGGGCACGCGGAGCAGAGCCACCCACAACGCUGCUACCUUCUCGGUGGGCUCGUCCAUUGCACUCCACACCUGCACACACCCAGACAGACAGGCAUUGUGGAUGGAUGGAUGGAUAUGUCAAAGUCGCUGUGUGCCGGUUCACCUGUGCUGUGAGUAGAACCCUCGACACGAGAAGGUAGUUCGUUGCGACCCGGAAGCGGCUCCUUAUCUGCUCGGGGGGCGCCAACUGGGCGGCCAUUGGCGGCAGGAGAGGGUCACUCGGCUCGACGACCAGAUACCCCGCCGACUGAACGAACGUCACCAGCGCACCCACCGUCGCUUGCAACAGCUCCGUUGCCUUCUCGACUUGCCGCGCAUCGAAAGCCUCAAGCGCUCCGUGGAGGAAGGAGUCAACCAUGGGCAGCACUGAAGUGCUGAGGGCCUGCACGUUCGGGUGGUCCACGAUGACGUCCUUGCCGACGAGCACGUGGUCGAACUCCAGCCCCAGCCCCUCCUUGGCGAAUCGCUUGAGGCGGUCGGGCUGCAACUCCUCUGCAGGGGCGAUCGACUCGAUGAUUUCGCGCUGCUCGCCCUCUGUGACCUGAAACGCUGGCAGUGACUCCUCCUCUUCAGGCUCGUGUGCCGGCGCCUCAGUCGUCACGACUCCAUUCUCCUUGGGUGAUGGCUCGGCGGGCACGGCAGGCGCAGCAGGCAUGCUCUGGGUGAAGUUGAAGCUGUCCAGCGGCCCGGGCUCUUGACGCUCCUCUUCCGGCCAGCCAGCGUCCCAACCACCGAUGGCCCAUGGCUCCUCUCCCCCUGUCGACUCCUUCCGCAUCUCCACAGCCACAUCCUCCAGCGUCGUGGGCUCCUCAGCCUCCUCAAUGGGCUCGAUUUCAUGGCCCCCCCGCGACUCAGGAGAGACCGGCAGCUCCUCUCGUGACGACUGCGACUUGCUCGACGUCGACACGAAUGACAUCUGCUUGCGCCUCCUCGUGGUUGCCCGAGGGCCCCUGGCUGCCGCCUUGCUGCGGCGGGAGGCUCUCUCCGCGUCGACUGACUUCUCCGUUGGUGGCGCAAGGGAGAAGCUGACCAGGGGAGGGGGCGGGAUGACGGCAGAUGUGUCGGCAGGCCCCUUCAGGCGCUCGCCUUGUGACCGUAUCCUGAACGAGGAUAAAACAAGAAAGAAGGGCACAAUGAGGUUCUCGCAUGCUGCCGCCUGCCGCUUCUGUGAUGCCCCUACUUGAUCUUCUUGAAGCGCGACGCGGCUGCAUCCUCCGUCGCACAUGACAGCACGCGACCUCGCUGCUCGUCGAUCACACCCACAGGCCUGCAGAAGAAGGAUGACAUAACGCACACGACAGCGGUCCAUCGCUGCACAUAUCUUGGCUCCAGGCUGACCUGCAAAAGCCGAAGACCCGUAUCUCUGCGGCAUCGAAAGCGUCUCCCUCACCCCCGAUGGCCAGAUCAGCCCCUUUCUCCACCAUCGGCCCAGAAUCCUUGGGCAAGUGGACGCAAAAGUCAGCGGCGUCGUGGGUCGGGGAUCCGCCCAGCCUGAAGGUGAGGGACUUGGCAGCGUCGGAGCAGAUGACGGCCAGGUGGAACCACUGGCCUUCUGGGAUGGGAGGCCCCUUUGGAGAUGAAAGCUCAGCCGAAGACGACUUGAGUGUGAAGGUGGUGCCUGCUGCCGCAAGAACGCACGAGAUGCGGAAUGAGGAGUCGCGGGAAAGAGGAGAGAUGGUGCUUGGGGACGCCUUCACCCUGACAGACAGGAAGAGAGCAACAAUGUAGGUAGACCAAACGCACGCCCACUUCCAAUACCUACCUGAUCCACAUCUCCAAUGUCCACCCUGCCGUGCCCUCUUCACCACCCCGCGAGCACGCGUGCUCAAUCUCCUCGGCGGCAGCGUGAGCAAUGCUCCCAGCUGCCCGCGAGCCGCCAACAAGGUCCAGUGUUGCAUCACCAUGCUGCGACUCCAGACCAAGGGCCUGGCCCUUGCCGAGCGUCACAGCCCACCCUGGUGGCGCGCCCGUGCCCCACUCGUCCUCGAACUCCACCGGUUCGCCGCUGCUGAGGGCCUCAUGCCAGAACUGGCCGGCUGCGAGUGCCUUUCGGACGGCUGCCCGGCGGCCGCAUUUGCUGCUGUCGUUGACGGUGUCGCCCUCGCCCUCGGCGCACCGCCAGUAGAGUAGGAGGCCGGGGGGGCUGGGGGCGAUGACCACCUGGUCGUCAAGUGGAGCUUGAGACGCCUUGGCAGCAUCUUCCGAGGGGCGCUUGCCUGAUAGAAAGAAUACACUCAUAGGGGAAUGAGGAACAGAUCGCCUUGCGCACCUUGCUGCCUUUCAGAGACUAGUAGCGUGGCGACCGUCUUACGGGCACUCGGCUGAUGAUCGAGAACGGACACAGUAAUAGAGAGGUGACUGACUUUGGGUGUGUGCAUAACUUUGUUGAAGUACCUGGGGUGUGGUCAUGCCGAGAUGCUCCUUAAUGGACGAGGGCAAGAAGGGCGCGAUCUGGCCCUCUCGCGUCAUCAAGAGCACCGGUGUAGUCUGAACAUAUGACACAGCACAGAUGAAAACAUAACAUGCAACGCUGCUCCCUGCACGGCCCAUUGCCCACCUGCUGUGCGGGCCUCAGAGGUGUCCUCAGCUGAGCGACGUCCGGCAGCGAUCCAGUGCUGGAACUCCGCCCGCUGGCCGCCAGUUCUCUCACCAACACCUCCACAAAGGGAUCCCUCCUCACGCCGAACACGUCCAGUGGCAGCCGGCGACUCGUGAACACCCGGUCCAGCAUAUUAUACGGGGGCUGAGGUAGGGAUGCCAGCCGAUGGGGCGAUAGCAGAGGGUCUGUGUGGUGGGUCAAGGCCGCUUCCAGGACGCUAUCUACGGGCAGCAAGCUGCUGUACGGCAAGAGCAGGCGCAACCCUAGCUGGGCGGCCGUCUCGUCAGCCGCGCCACCCUCGGGAUCACCUCUCAUAGACCGAAUGCACGCCAGCAAGCGCUCACGUCCUCCUUCUUGCAACGGACCGGCCAUCCUCACCAGUGCGGUCAAGAGGGCUCGCAUAGUGGUGCCGGUUGUGUCCUCGGUGACCAGCUUGCGGAUCACUGCUCGGACGGCGCCUUCAUCAAUCCUCUGGUACUGCUCUCGCUGCUUCUUGGUCAGUGGCGCGUGUGACGUCACGUCGGCCCCCAUCCCGAACAUCAGCCCGACGGCGUGUGCGAGUGCAGUGCUCUCGGGGUCUGCCGCCCUUUCCCCCGCCCCUCGCCUCCUGGUGCCUGAAGGAGGUUGUCGGUGGCUGGCGAUGGCUUGGGCGACGACAGCCUCACCAUCACUUCUCCAUUGUGGCGGGGGCACAAGAGUAGCCAGACUGUCCCAUAAUGGGGGGACGGCUGAUGCUGAUCCAGAUCCAGAUGCCGAUGCAGACUCGGGUAGAAGGCACCGGGGUGUCAGAUACGAGACAUCGAACGACUUGGUCAGCUGCUCGACCGUCGGCUUGGUCAACACACCCCCCUCACCCUCACUCUCGCGGCCCGCACCCACAGCCACCCGCCUCUGCGCCACCCGCAUCAAGGUCUCCAGCAAGGCCACCGGCCGAGCAAGCACAAUGCCCUUCGGAUGGAUGCCCCUUGCCCAUGACGCUCCGCCACCGGUGCGCAGCUCUUGGUCAGGGGGAUCCUGUCUGAACCGAUAGCUGAACAGCAGCAAGCGGUCGGGCAAAGCACCGAUGAUCAGCGGGGGGAGCUGCGAACACAGCAGUGGGUGCAAGGGGGGCUGCGUGGGCAUUUCGGCGUCUGAUGGAGGAAUGUCCGUGUCGCAGGUGAAGACUGCAAGGGGCGUCGCAACAGCCAGGACGGAUCCCGAGAGGAGCCAGGUGAGCGAGACGACCCGAUCUGUCGGCGACCUGCUGGCGAACAUGUCGAGCAGGACGGUGUUGGUCCAGCGUGUUGGCUUGGAGCCCUCGUCCUGCCGCAGCACCACCACAUAACGCGGGGUGGCAAGACCGACCGAGUGGGAGUGCGAUGAAUCACCUGACAGAGAAGAGACAACAGGCGAGUCGCUUGAUGGGGAAAUCGCCUCCGUAUGGUGGUUGCUGUUACCCGCAUCAGUGGACACCGACCAGCUGAAUGAGACCAAGGGGUGUGCAUGAGGAAGGUCAUCAGGACACGUGAAGGCUGGAGAGCGGAGCCUGGCUCCACCCUGCGGCCGAUGCGUGUCCAGGAAAGACAGCGAGCCAUCCUUGCGCGACCAGACGGCAAUCGUGGCACCACCACUGAACGAAAGACACACACACACACACACAUGCAUAUCGCAUGAACCGAUGUCUGCUGGCCUUGUUGGUUUGUUGGCCUGUUAUGUCAGUCACCUGAGUGGAGUGGGUCGAAGAUCGUGAGCCCAAAACGAAAGGUCCUCUCCGUCGGGAGAUGCCGCAGCCGACUGGUCUCCCUGACAAACAAGAAAGCAUGUCACAACAAUGCCAUCACUGCGAUUUAGCGAUCCAGUGAUGCCUUCCUACCAGUGGGAGCACUUCAAUGCGGCUUGAGGGUGGUGCGCUUUCGGGUGCUGCUGGCUUCUUGUCCUUCAACACAGCGAUCCCUGUCGGUGCGCCGUCCCAUCCACCGACAAGAGCAGCGUCGACGGCAUCUUUCACCCUCAGCAACACGCUCCCCCGAUCCACCGCCCACAGCUCUCCCCCUCCCCCCUGCCCCUCCAAAGACACGCCAAUUAGAACGUGUGUCGGGGCCGCCUUGACGCUCCUCGGCCGACAAUCCACGAUCGACAGCACCCGCACACCAGCUGCACCAGCUGCAGCUGUUGCUGUUGCUGCUGUGGGCAGCCCCACCCCGCCGCCGGCAGGGCCGCUGGUGACGUGCUCGAAGGCGGUUUGCGUCUUGCCCGUGACCAGCGAGUAUGUCUUGAUGCGGCCUUGAGAGAGGUAGAGAAAGGACGAGGGCGCCUCGAUGGAGGGCUUGACCGUCAGCUGGGGGCUGGCGUGUGGGGUGAUGGUGAGGAGGCUGUCGACGGACGGCGCGCAUGGGAGGGGCGUGUAUGACUGCAAGCAAGGGGAAUCACUCACAAAGAGAGCAGGCACUGUUUGGUGGCUUCCUCGAGAUCUGACCCGUUCGAAUGACGUCCCAUGUGUCAGCGACUGCAGCACGUCCACCACACCAAGACGCCAGAAGCCCGCCUCCGGACCUUCCUUCGCCCGCACAGGCAUGGCCACCUGCCACGGACUCAGCCAGUCGAGCAGACCCCCACCCCGCCGCCCAAAUCGCUCAAAAGCAGUGGGAAUCACCGCCAGCUCGGCUGACGGCGGCUGACUCAGCGGGUAGAGAGUGCGAUACCACUGCAGGGUGGCAGGUGGACCGGCAGAAGGCUUCUGCUUUGCCGAUGCUGCCGCUGCUGCUGGUGCUGCUCGUGUGGUGGCCACGAGGUGGCCCCAGAGCAGUCGGCCGUCUGUGAGAAGGGCGAGGAGGGUGGCUGAGGGCGCGGGGCAGAGGGGAGGGUGCCAGCAGAGGCCCGCUAUGGGCUGGUCCAACACACUGGACGCCACCAACAGAUCGCGACCCACACUACAGAGCACACAAGACAACACCCAUGAGCGAACCCUCAGCAUCUUUCCCGCGUGCUGAACUAGCUCGCUCACCUGGCCGGUUUCCCGAAUCUUUUGGGUUUGAACUGGGUGGUCUCCACGUGCAGGAGGAACUCAGCGAUGCCCCAGACGCUGACAACGCCCCUCCCGUCGCCCGUCGCGAGCAGAUGUGGCGGCCCCGCCCGAUCUGCAGGCCCGCCGUCACCCCACAGCGACAUGCACGUCACACCGCUAGACGCCCAUCUGUCCUGGAGAUGACACACAGGCACACAACCAUCGACGAAAGCAUCCUUCCUCCUUCCUCUCUCUCUCUCUCUCUCUCUCUCUCUCUCCCUCUCUCUGUCUGGGUGCUCCACCCACCCUCAUUGGGUCACUUGGCGCCUUCGGAGCACUGACAGGCCUGGCCUCAAAAGCCAGCACAUUCAACAGCUGCAGGGUCGUCUUCUCCCUCGCCUUUAGCCGCCGCUUGCCGUCCGUCUCAGAGGGAGGGAAAUUGAGGCACCAAAACACACCCACCCUCCCCCCAUCCGCCCCAAGGAACAGCAGAUCCGCCGUGGGGUGGGCGAGGAUGCUCGUGACGGUGCGCAGAGGGUGUGGGAGGUCGAUCUCUAGCCACGCGGUGUUCUUGCCUCCCGCAGUGAGCAGCGCCUGAGUCGAGAAGCAGUGGAUGCUGCCAGAAUCCAGUUGGACAAACGUGGUCGCAAGGCGGUCAACCAUCGCACCAGCCCCGACACACGAGCCCAGCACGGAGGUGUCGAACUCAUCAAAUGCGGUCGGCCGGAAGACGUUCUGCAGCUCCAGCGUCGCCGCGUUGAACAGGACGGUGAAGCCAGUCCUCAGCAUCACCAGGAUGACCUGCUCCUCGAGGCACAGCUGGCAGAUGAGCACCAGAUCUUGAUCUCGGUCUCUCUCGGAUUCGACGAAGUGGUCGAUAGGGACGGCCAUCGAGUCGAGCAGACCGAAGGAGCCCGCUGCCACCAGUGUCAGGUGAAGAGCCACGCCGUCUGUGGCGUCGAUGUGGUAGAGAAUCAUCGUAUGAGCGUGGUGGAAAGGCAGACAUCGGACGAUGGACGCCCCGGCUGCAGGGGCGGUGAAGAUCUCCAUUGUCACUGCG